CCCUGCCACGUGGGGACACAAAAUUAGUUUUCCUCGCAGCGGCGGAGGUGCCGGGAGGCCUCCUCUAGGUCGACUCAGCCUCAAAACGAGUACCUGGCGCGGCGUCGCAUUCCUCGUCAACCCGCAAUGGAGGCGCCUGUGCCGUGUGCGUGCAAGGGCGUGCGCACCUGCCUGGCCUGCGAGUCCGGCGACAAGCGGAAGCGACACAACCGCCACAACAACAACCGCCACAACAACAACAACCGCCACAACAACAACGACCGCAGCGACGACGACGAUGACGACAGCAGAGAGCUGACGCUGGAGUUUGAUCCGGCGCUGGGGCUGGCCGUGGCACUGCCGGGCUCGUCGUUUGCAGGGAUGGCGGCGCGCGUGAGCGGCGUGCACGUGUGGUGCGACUUCCUAAGCCCCGACGAGGAGCGAGAGCUCAUCGUCGCCAUCGACCGCGACGAGUGGAGACCGUCGCAGUCGGGAAGGCGCAAGCAGGACUACGGGCCCAAGGUGAACUUCCGCAAGCGGCGGGUGCGGGCGGCCGGCUUCUCGGGGCUGCCGCCGCUGAGCCGGGCGCUGGCGCUGCGCGUGCGCGCCGCCAGCCCCGCGCUGCUCGGCGACUUCGUGCCCGUCGAGCAGUGCCACCUGGAGUACGAGCCGUCGCGCGGCUCCAGCAUCGACGCCCACCUGGACGACGCGUGGCUCUGGGGGGAUCGGCUCGUCACCGUCAACCUCCUCUCGGACACGGCGCUCACGCUCACUCGGCCCGCGGCGGGCGCGGGCGGAGACGUCGGGACGCGCGGGGGCGUGGCUGCCGGGGAGGCCGCCGACGGGUCGGUUUCGCUGCCGCCGCAAGGCGGCGGGGAGGCCGCGGGUGGGAUGAGGGCCGCGGCGGGGGACGGCGAGGGAGCUCGGCGCGAGACGGAACGCCCGGGCGGUGUGGGGGAGCGCAGGGACGGGCCGAGACAUUCGGGAGACGUGGGGACGCUUACAACCGGGGUGGGCGGGGGGCGGGGUUUGGGGGGAGGGGUGGAGGAGACCGGCGACGGCGCGGGCGACGUCCAUUCGCCGGGAGGUGCAGGAGAAGUUGACGUCGGCGAUGACGAUGACGACGACGACGACGACGGGGAGUACGUCACGUUGAGGCCUCUUUCUUUUUGGCGGCAAAGGCGCGAGAACCGGCUCCGCCAAAACCCGUCACCGGACCUCCAAUCCCCAACCGCCACCACACCGCAAAUGCACCGUCCUCCCGCUCCUCGGAACUCGGGCUCGUGGGUGCGCGUGCUGGUGUCCUCGGUGACGGUGCGCGUGCCGUCACCGCGCCGGUCCCUGGUGCUGCUGCGCGGCGCGGCGCGGCGCUCUUGGCUGCACGCGGUGCGGCGCGGCGACGUGACGUCGCGCCGCGUGUGCAUCACGCUCCGGGAGCUCUCCGCCGAGUUCCGGCCGGAGCCCCGCGCCUUGGCGCUGCUCGCCGACGAGGCGCUGGGGCCGGAGGGGACGGCGCGGACGGGCCGAGCGGAACCGGAGGAGGCGGCGGCGGCGACGGAGGUCGGAGAGUUGCAAAGCGGCCGCUCGGCGGAGAUCGGGGCGCAGUUGUUGGCGACGGCGCUGACGUUCCGGGGGAUACCGGUGCUGUGACCGUACUCCCACGAGCUCAUUCGAAACGGAAAUUCACAUCGGAAGUAACGUUCAUUCGCGUCUGACGUAGUGUGGGCGCUGCGGUGUGAAAUGCCGCAGCUCUAGAACCAGGGGCGGAGCCAGGAUUUUCAGCCCGGGGUGACAUUCAACAAAUUUUCAUUUCAAGAAUGAUUUAGAGAGAGUCAGGCUGUUGAG
This is a messenger RNA of Petromyzon marinus (sea lamprey), 1824 nucleotides long. It is a transcript of the gene ALKBH4, whose product is annotated as alkB homolog 4, lysine demethylase. Gene Ontology annotation, molecular function: oxidoreductase activity; demethylase activity. The record is from RefSeq and is a predicted model, not a curated record. NCBI's taxonomy places the organism in Eukaryota, Metazoa, Chordata, Hyperoartia, Petromyzontiformes, Petromyzontidae. Gene Ontology annotation, biological process: demethylation.